AUGGACUUCGCACCCUACCAAGACCAAUCCCCCGAAACGACCCGCGCGCUCUCCCCACCCCCUCAAGCCCGCCGUUCCAUCUCCCCCGGCCGUCGCUCCUUCUCCCCAGCCCUCCAAUCCCCCACCAAGGCCUCACCCACGAAUAAUCCAUGGGCGCCGUCCCCGUCCGCGGCGGUGUUCAGCAACGAUGGGAUCGCGGAUGUGGAGAGUGGACGGACCGGGAGAUUGAAUGAGUUUGAGACUAGUUUGCCGAUAAGAUUGGAUUAUGAGGCGUGUUUGGCGUAUUUACUACUCCCGCCUGCUGGGGGAGUGUUGUUGUUGGUGGCGGAGAGGAAGAGUGAUUAUGUGCGAUUUCACGCAUGGCAGUCCUCGUUACUAUUCUCCGCGAUAUUCGUCUUACAUCUGAUAUUCUCCUGGUGGUCAUUUAUCUCGUGGGUGCUGUUUGCGGGGGAUAUAGCAUUGAUAGGAUAUUUGACUUUCAGAGCAUAUAGAGAUGCGGAUACACUUGAUCGAUGCGAGGUACCAUUCUUUGGGAGACUGGCGAGUAGUAUACUUGAUGAUGAGUAA
This is a messenger RNA of Glarea lozoyensis ATCC 20868, 567 nucleotides long. Its product is annotated as UPF0132-containing protein. NCBI's taxonomy places the organism in Eukaryota, Fungi, Ascomycota, Leotiomycetes, Helotiales, Helotiaceae. The transcript has 3 exons. The record is from RefSeq and is a predicted model, not a curated record. Bases 1 to 567 code for a protein of 188 amino acids.